AACACUCCUGCAUUUCAUCCCCACAUCUUCAUAGAAACCAUAACCCACCAAACCAUCUUGCAAUCUUGGCCUCUCCAUUCUCCGUGAGCCCUAAGUAAGCCAUGCAAUCGACUCCCUUCUUGCCCUCAACGCUCCCUUGCAACCCCGCCUUCCCUCGUUCCGCAAAUCGAACGAAGAAAGCGGCUACCAAGAGAUCCGACGCAAGAGUUUUCGCGUCGAGGAGGGAAGAGUACGAUGGUAUGGACCAGUACUCCGGCGGCCACCACGUGGACCGAGACAUGGUCGUGCUCCGGAAACGGAUCCAUGAGAUGAGGAUGGCGGAGCGGGGCCGCGAGCCGCCUCCCGAGUGGAUGGACUGGGAGAAGCGUUGCUACACGAGCUAUGACUCGAUUAUAUGCAAGACCGUGGGGUUUCUGCAGUCUCAGAUGAUGAACGCUAGACCCAGCGUUGUUCUCGGAGUGGCGACUUUGGUGGUGUUCAGUGUACCUACAUCUUCAGCAUUGGCCUUGUUCCGCCUGGCCGAGGUGACCAGAGACAUCUUGGCAACGGUUCAUCUCUGAGCCUAGAAAACCUAGUCGGUACUUGCCUUUCUUUCUUUGUUCGUAAACAUAUUCGCCACGCAUGACUAAUAACUUAUGUGCAACGUUCAGUUUAAGAUGUUUCCGAUAAAUGUUACAGUUGUGCUUUUCAGGAAA
Molecule: messenger RNA, 695 nt
Organism: Syzygium oleosum
Lineage: Eukaryota; Viridiplantae; Streptophyta; Magnoliopsida; Myrtales; Myrtaceae
Exons: 1
Coding region: 102-560 (152 amino acids)
Source: RefSeq, a predicted model, not a curated record